GGCGCUGUCAGUGGAUCCUAUGUCAAGUCCAUGUCGUCAAACACGCGACAAAUGUUCACCGAAUCUAUGAACUGGAUGGAUGGGUACUACGACUCGGAUGCUGGUUAUCUCUAUGACUUUAGUGCUGCUACCGCACUGAGACAUGAGACCCGCAGCUCUGCCUGGUAUGCUCUGGGUCUCCUGGCGCGAAACGAAGGCACCGAUGUUGCCGAGGCCGAGAAAAUCAUAACCAACAUUAUUUCCGGUCAAUAUACGGCGCCUGCCGAAGAGUGGUAUGGAGAUUACCAGCAGGAGCCUGAAGAGCCCUACGUCGGCUCAACCGUAUAUCCUGCAAAGAUAUAUGGCUCCUGGGAUCCUAACUGGAGAGGCUUUGUUGGCACAACAUUGGUUCUCGCAAUGGAGGAAUUCUCUGAUCUUCUGGAUAAGAAGACUCAGAAACUCAUUUUGGCAUCUCUUUACAAGGCCACUGUGGGUGAUUCCUACCGCUUUGGUCAUCUGGACUCCAGCCAGGACAACCUAUAUCCCGCAUAUAGCAACCCAUCUAUCAUGCGAGCUUUUGUAUCUGGCUGGACAGGCCGACGCCUCAAAGAUUCAAACAUGACCAAGGCAGGUGAGACCUAUGCCAAAGAGAUCAUUGAUCUCUUUAACGAACAAAAUACCCUUUCUGAGUUCAACUCUGGUACUUAUACUGGCGUUUCGCUCUUUGGUCUUAUUCUAUGGAGCAAGUAUCUACCAAAGGACUCCGUAAUGACCAAGAAUGGACCUAAGAUGAUUGAGUACACCUGGGAGGCAAUCUCCGCGCUUUGGCACCCAGGCUUGAAGAAUAUGGCUGGUCCCUGGGAUCGCUCCUAUGGUUAUGACAUGAACCGCUAUCUCAGCCUGAUGGCUUUGUGGUUCUGGCCAUUGAUUGGAAAGGAAAACGCUGGACUUAUCGAGAAGCCCGAAACCAUGUCUCACAUGGCUGACUACGCCUGGGCUCCUCUGUUCGCAGUUCUUGCGAAAAAGCAUGAGAGCCUGAUUCCUAAGAAGAUUCGAAAGAGUAUUUCGAAAUUUAGCGGCGAGCACACAUUCUCAACGUCGACUCGGUCUCCCCCCUUUGACAAUGCCCCUCGUAACUUCACCACCUGGCUCUCGGACAAAAUCACGAUUGGAGCCGAGGCAUUCGACGAAAUUGUCGUUGGCGGCCCUGCUCGGUCGCAGCAGUCAUUCAAUCCCGCUGUCAUCCAGUGGGACACUGGUAGCGAGAUUUCGUUCAUUUCGCUUUACCCAACCGAAAUGGCUCUCGAUGUUGAGGUCAACCCAUGGAACCUGACCUUGUCGUAUCCUUACGGAAACUCUAGUUCUGUUUUCACCCUCGUCACCGGCACAUUCGCCAAUAUCCGCACCAUCUCUGGCUGGGAAGACGUGCAAGGUCUUAAGGUCACAGUGUCAGGCAAUGUCAACGAGGCUUAUGAGCUGUCGUUCGCUGGAGGCUACGGAGGUUCUAGCAGCACAAUCAGGGACUUUGAGUUUUGGAACUUCACCUACACAAUGCCUGAGAGCUUCCAGGGCAUUCCUACGAUUGUCCUUGAACUUGAGCUGCUAAGCUGAGAGGAAUUCUUGUGUUGAAAUAUGCAAGAUCUGGAAACGUGUGGGCUUCUAAGAGCUGGAGAAGCCAGCACAGGAGAGAUGGUAUGAGUAAUAUUCUUCGACACCUUACUUGGGUAGACCUAUAUUAUACGGCUAAUUGAAU
Messenger RNA from Ilyonectria robusta, 1732 nucleotides. RefSeq lists its product as uncharacterized. Lineage: Eukaryota; Fungi; Ascomycota; Sordariomycetes; Hypocreales; Nectriaceae. The coding region runs from base 31 to 1590 and encodes 519 amino acids. The transcript is spliced from 5 exons. The record is from RefSeq and is a predicted model, not a curated record.